This is a messenger RNA of Dermatophagoides pteronyssinus (European house dust mite), 2639 nucleotides long. RefSeq names its product gamma-aminobutyric acid type B receptor subunit 1-like. Gene Ontology annotation, biological process: G protein-coupled receptor signaling pathway; gamma-aminobutyric acid signaling pathway. Gene Ontology annotation, cellular component: G protein-coupled receptor heterodimeric complex; membrane. Gene Ontology annotation, molecular function: G protein-coupled GABA receptor activity. Lineage: Eukaryota; Metazoa; Arthropoda; Arachnida; Sarcoptiformes; Pyroglyphidae. The record is from RefSeq and is a predicted model, not a curated record.
UUUAUUGAUCGUUAUAAUCAUCAUCAUUAUGAUGAUAAUUCAAUAUCGCCACGAUCAUCAUCACCAGUAUCACAAUAUUCAUCAACAACAACAACAAAACGUAAACAAUUGGAUAAAAGUAAAUUAAAAUAUAUUGAAAUUGGUGGUCUAUUUCCAAUGAAUGGUACGACUGGUUGGAUUGGUGGACAAGGUUGUCUACCGGCAGCAAUGAUGGCAUUAGAAGAUGUUAAUAAUAAUGAAAAUUUAUUAUCCGGUUAUUAUUUAAAUAUCACAUGGAAUAAUAGUCAGUGUGAUCCAGGUUUAAGUUCAGCCGUUCUAUAUGAUCUAAUCUAUACACCACCAAAUAAAACAUUAAUAUUAGGUGGUUGUUCGAUUGUUUGUUCAACAAUAGCCGAAACGGCAAAAAUGUAUAAUCUAAUUGUUAUUGGUUAUGGUUCAAGUUCACCAGCUUUGUCUGAUCGAAAACGUUUUCCAACAUUUUUUCGUACACAUCCAUCAGCAACAAUACAUAAUCCAACAAGAGUAAAAUUAUUUAAAAAAUUUAAAUGGACAAGAAUAGCUAUAAUAAUUGAAGCGGAAGAAGUAUUUGUAACUACCGGAAAAGAUUUAGAGAUUAAAUGUAAAGAAGCUGAUAUUGAAAUAGUAACAAGAGUAUCGUUUCUUGAUGAUCCAACCGAAGCGGUUAAAAGUUUAGCUCGACAAGAUGCAAGAAUUAUUGUCGCAAUGGCAUAUGGUGGUGCAGCAAGAAAAAUGAUGUGUGAAGCAUAUAAAAAUGGUCUUUAUGGUAAACAACAUGUUUGGUUUUUAAUCGGUUGGUAUGAAGAUAAUUGGUUUCAUCCAUCAUCCGGUAUUAAUUGUACAAUGGAUGAAAUGUUGGCUGUUGUUGAAAAACAUUUUACAACUGAAGCAUUAAUGUUAAAUCAAGGACCAGAGAUUACAAUUGCUGGAAUGACAGCCAAAGAUUGGCUACAUGAAUAUCAAAAACAAUUACCAAAAUAUAAAGAAUGGUUUCCACAUGGUGAAAAACCACAAGAAGGUUUUCAAGAAGCACCAUUAGCAUAUGAUGCAAUAUGGGCUGUUGCAUUUGCAUUAAAUCGUUCAAUAGCCAGAUUGAAUGAAUUAGGAAUGUCAUUGGAUGAUUUUGAUUAUGAAAAAAAAGAAAUAACUGAUAUUAUUAAAUCAGAAUUACAACGUGUACAAUUUUUAGGUGUUUCAGGCGAUGUUGCAUUCAACGAUAUUGGUGAUCGUAUUUCAUGGACAUUAAUCGAACAAAUGAUCAAUGGUACAUAUCAAACAUUAGGUUUUUAUGAUACAGCAACCGAUAAUCUAACAUGGUUAGAUCGUGAACAAUGGUAUAUAAAUGGUCGUGUACCAAAAGAUCGUACAGAAAUUGUACCAACAUUAAUGACUGUAAAUCGUACAUUAUUUGUAUCGAUAAGUGCUGUUGCUAUUAUUGGUAUUUUAUUUGCUAUUUCAUUACUUUGUUUUAAUUAUAAAUAUAGUAAUAAUAGAUUUAUUCAAAUGUCAAGUCCAUCAUCGAAUAAUAUAAUGUUAGUUGGUUGUAUAUUUUGUUUAAUUUCGGUACAAUUAUUCGGUUUAGAUGGCCAAGAUAUUGGUAUUGAUUAUUUUGAAGUUGUUUGUAAUUCGAGAGCAUUCUUUCUAUCCAUUGGAUUUUCAUUAUUUUUCGGUGCAAUGUUUGCAAAAAUAUGGACAUGUCAUGUAUUGCAUACACAGAAUAAACGAAAGAUUAACAAUAAUCAAAGCUAUCUGAUUAUAACCGUAUUCUGUACGUUGGAUUUAAUAAUUUUAGUUAUUUGGUAUAUUUAUGAUCCAAUGUCAAGACGUAUGGAAUAUUUUCCAUUAGAAGAUCCACCAUCAACUAUUGAUGAUGAUGUUAAGUUUCAACCAUUAUUAGAACAUUGUGAAGCAAGUUUAAUUUGGUAUGGUUUAUUAUAUGGCUAUAAAGGUUUGGUAUUGUGUUUUGGUCUAUUUUUAUCAUAUGAAACAAGAAGUGCCAAAUUAAAACAAAUUAAUGAUUCAAGACUUGUUGCAAUGAGUAUUUAUAAUGUUGUGAUAUUAUGUUUAAUAACUGGACCAGUAUCAUUAGUUAUUGAUAAUCAAGUUAAUUCACAUUUUGCAUUCAUUGGCCUGACAAUAAUAUUCUGUUGUAUAUUAUCGAUGGCAUUGAUUUUUGUACCGAAAAUUGUUGCCAUUGUACAACAUCAACAGAAUUUAGGUUCAGGUAUGAAUAAUGCAUUUCAUGAAACAAUGUCAACAAAAGAAGAAGAAGAAAGAUUUAUUCGAUUGAAUAGUGAAAAUGAUGAAUUAAAAUCAAAAAUUUCUGAAAAAGAAAGACAAAUUGAAGAAGUUAAAAAGAAAAUUGAACAAUUAACUAAAGAACAAAUGGAACGUAAACGUUUAGAGGAAAAAGAUAAAACACAAGUAAAAACAAUAUUGAAAAAAGCUGUUCGGAUACAGGAACCAGAUAUGGAAAAUCAUCAUCAAAUAUUGACAAAUACAAAUGAUAUAAAUAUGGAUAUGACCAGUGAUUCUGGAUUUCAAACAUCAACAGCAACAGCAAAAACAUCAAAAUUAUCGGAAAAUGAUUUCAGUGAAUCAUAUUUAUAGAUCAAAUUAUA